Messenger RNA from Sycon ciliatum, 1766 nucleotides. RefSeq lists its product as uncharacterized. The record is from RefSeq and is a predicted model, not a curated record. The coding region runs from base 282 to 944 and encodes 220 amino acids. The transcript is spliced from 4 exons. NCBI's taxonomy places the organism in Eukaryota, Metazoa, Porifera, Calcarea, Leucosolenida, Sycettidae.
GACGACGUGACAUGUUGACAGUUUGAGUUUGACUAGAAAAAUGUAGUCCUAGCCAUGGCGUGGACAAGAAAGAACUUAGCGCACAGUCUUCUUGAUACUAGCAGACUACUACAACUUACAAGUCGGUUGGAGCUGUUUAGUUUCUCGCCUGCUAUCCGGACGAGAAGUUGGUACUCAUAGCGUUGUUACGCUACCAGCCGGGUGACGCUAUGGAGAGACGCAUUAUGGGCGAUAGCCAUAGCAAGGAAAGACCGUGACCGCCACGACGCCUGUUGAGCAAGAUGCCGAGGCGAGUCAAUCCCCGUCGGCGUGCCAGGGCAGCUGGUGGUGAUGGUGGUGGUCAUGGAGCGGGCAAUGAAUACCGCUGUCUAUCUAUAAUGGCAUCAGUUAGCAUCUUCCUGCUUUUCAUAGGAAGCGGUGCUAUCGGUGUCGGAGUCUAUGAAGGACACUCCCAAACCAUUGCUGCUGGAGGUUUAAUCCUUGGUUUGGGAGUUCUAUUAUUGGUUACAGGUUGUAUCUGGGCACUCGUUGCAAAGCAGCGUGUUGAUGUUGAGGCUAGCGCUGGCAGUGGCGGGCCCACUCCUGCUGAUGGGCAGACGUCCAAUAGACACGCAGGUCAAGGGAGUUCCGGUCCGGAAGCGUUCGCACAGCCGCGUGAUCCCGGAUUCACGGAAGCCGCUCCACCCAUGUAUCCAUCACCUCCGGCAGCUGGAGCUGCACCUGUGCCAUUCCAGUCAGCUCCAGUUCGGCCUGUUGAUCAACGGCUGUUUUCCACGAGCGUUGCCCCAGCCACCGCAGCUCCAACGUAUCCACCUGCAGUGGAGAUUCCACUGCGUAGGAUGGCAAGUGUAGAGCCGUACCAAGGGCCAGGAGCAGUUAUAGAUGAUAGUUUCGAUAAGUCCGGCCUACCCAGUUACGAUGACGUCAUGGCCCAGUUACGAUGACAUCAUGGCCCAGUUACGAUGAUGUCAUGACCCAGUUACGAUGAUGUCAUGAUCCAGUUACGAUGAUGUCAUGACCCAGUUAUGAUGAUGUCAUGACCCAACUGAGACGAUCUCAUGUGGGUAAGCUCUCACUGAGCUCCGUCGCCGUGGAUCUACAAUACUGGCCAAAGAAAUCCAAUCUCACAAUUAAAAUAGCGCCGGGCGCUAUGCAGCCCUAGCACUACACAUUCUGAUCUGUGCAAUCAAACAUGGCGCUACUUUAUUCAUGAGGUUGGGUUUCUCUGGCCAGCACUGUAUUUUCAAAGCAAUUCCCCUGCUCGGCCUCCUGCAGUUUCCGAAUGACAAUAUCUAGUUCAUUCUAUUCUAUUUUUUAUGCCAAUGAAUGUUCCAGCAUAUGUAGGCGCCACCGAGUAGUGCUAUCCAUGGAUCAGAAUCUCCAAAUCUUAUUCGAUAAAAAUAUAUAUUAUGCCAGUUUUUUACAGUGCUGGGGUAUCGGGCCCGGUGCGCCAGGUGCGGCCAACGAAGCACCAUUAGUUUCGUCUUGAGAAUUUUGAAGCAAUGCAAAUUGAUAUGGACUAUUUGGGCCCGAAUUUCUACUUUUUUUCACAGGGGAAGUGGCGUUACUUCUUCAUAGCUGCACCAAAGUUGAAGACCUUCCGACACCCCCUGUACUCUGCCGUUGCUGGUGAAUGUAUUCAUGUUAUUGUUGUUUUUUAAAUACAAGUGUAUCGAUGUACACGUGGACAUAUUCUUCUAGACUUGACGGCAUUAAUUUCGCUCUUAAACUUGAAAUUGGGAACUUAUAAAUUGUUGCACAUUCAA